AUGCAAGAGAUGAUCGCCGCCUUGCAGAAGAAAGCCGACGAGCAAGAGGCGCUGAACAGUACGCUGACAACCCAGUUGGAGACUCUGCGAGCCAUCCGACAACAGGAAGGCGGACCAGGAGGAAUUGCGAGAGCGAAGGGCAUCGGUCCGGUGGCGCUCACCUUAACGACCCCAAUCACAGCAGCGGGAGGAAGAGCAGCGACAGGAAGCAGAACAACCGAUCCACCUCCUCUUAACAAAUCAAACACAAACGACGGGUCUGGAGCGAUUAGAGAUGCACCAGCGAACGGAACGGGAGCUCACGCGACUCACCUCGCCGGCCAAUCCUUACAGUGA
This is a messenger RNA of Microthlaspi erraticum, 336 nucleotides long. The record is from the annotation of a GenBank genome assembly. NCBI's taxonomy places the organism in Eukaryota, Viridiplantae, Streptophyta, Magnoliopsida, Brassicales, Brassicaceae.